Molecule: messenger RNA, 772 nt
Organism: Pararge aegeria (speckled wood butterfly)
Lineage: Eukaryota; Metazoa; Arthropoda; Insecta; Lepidoptera; Nymphalidae
Product: neurogenic protein big brain-like
Exons: 5
Coding region: 17-772 (251 amino acids)
Biological process (GO): transmembrane transport
Cellular component (GO): plasma membrane
Molecular function (GO): water channel activity
Source: RefSeq, a predicted model, not a curated record
UGCGUACUUCGCAGCGAUGGAACGCCGCUGGACCGGUGCCGCUCCGGCAUUACUCGGUGCUGCUUACUGUGCUGCUAGCUUUGUGUCUAUGCCUUCACUGAACCCAGCUCGGUCGUUAGGCCCAUCGUUCGUGCUGUCCCGCUGGGAGAGCCACUGGGUCUGCUGGGUGGGAGGCAUCGGCGGCGGCAUCGCCUGUGCGCUGCUUCACGAGUGGGGCACCAGAAGACCACGGGCCAACUCCAACUCGAGAGCAUCUUCGCCGAGGGAUCUAGAUGAGCUGGACAAGCCGGCGUUCCCGUCGCACCACCACUACCGCCACGCACCGACCUACUGCUCCGCGGCGGCGCCCCGCCCAGAUACCACGGAGCCCCUGUACUCUGGCUCCAAGUCGCUAUACUGCCGGUCGCCGCCGCCCGCGCGCCACACCCUGCACAGAUCGCAGUCGGUGUACAGCAAGGGCAGCGGUGCGGGGGCGGCCGCGGUGCCGCCGGCCACCACGCUGGCCGCCACGCAGUCACAAUUGCUGCUGCGGCCACCAACGCACACCGUCACCAUGAACCAGAAUAUGCAUAACGCACAACGGGACCCUGCUUACGGGGCCGCUCCCAACGGCGUGCGACCGGGACCGGCUGGUGCAGCGGUUCAAGAGCGACGUGAAUCCGUCUACGGCACCAGUACGGGUGGUGCGAGGCGCGGGCCCCUGUCCUCAGAGGACAGUGCGUAUGGCAGCUAUGCACCCCCCAGGGCAUAUCGCCCCCCGGAACAUUACUAG